AAGUCAGUUGUUUUUGCCUCUUCCUCAACUCCACGGCGCAGAUCCGAGGAGUUUGGGAAAACCCUAAAUUUCUCUCUCCAAAACUAAAAGCCUCCACAAUAGCCUUCUCUUUUCUCUCUACACCCACAAUCACUCUCUCUUUUUCUCAGCUCCAGUCCUCUUCCUCUGCUAUCAGUCAUGGCGGGUUUGGCACCUGAAGGUUCUCAAUUUGAUGCUCGCCAGUUUGAUCAAAGGAUGAAUGAAUUACUCUCAACUGAUGGUGAUGAUUUUUUCACGAGCUAUGAUGAAGUUCAUGAGAGUUUUGAUGCUAUGGGACUGCAGGAGAACCUUCUUAGGGGUAUCUAUGCAUAUGGUUUUGAGAAGCCUUCUGCUAUUCAGCAAAGGGGAAUUGUUCCUUUCUGCAAAGGUCUUGAUGUAAUUCAGCAAGCUCAAUCUGGAACUGGGAAAACAGCAACUUUCUGCUCUGGCAUUUUACAACAACUUGAUUAUGGUCUUGUCCAGUGCCAGGCCCUGGUUUUGGCACCCACUAGGGAACUGGCACAACAGAUUGAGAAGGUGAUGCGAGCACUUGGUGAUUAUCUUAGUGUCAAGGUCCAUGCUUGUGUUGGUGGUACCAGUGUUCGUGAGGAUCAGCGCAUACUUCAGAGUGGUGUCCAUGUUGUUGUGGGCACUCCUGGUCGUGUCUUUGACAUGUUAAGGAGGCAGUCCCUUCGUCCAGAUUAUAUUAAGAUGUUUGUUUUGGAUGAGGCUGAUGAAAUGCUCUCUCGUGGUUUUAAGGAUCAGAUCUAUGAUAUUUUCCAGCUUCUUCCUUCGAAGAUUCAGGUUGGAGUGUUCUCUGCCACCAUGCCUCCUGAAGCGCUUGAGAUCACUAGGAAGUUCAUGAAUAAGCCUGUAAGAAUCUUGGUAAAGCGUGAUGAGUUGACUCUGGAGGGUAUCAAGCAGUUUUAUGUGAACGUUGAGAAGGAAGAAUGGAAGCUUGAGACACUCUGUGAUCUCUAUGAGACCUUAGCUAUUACUCAGAGUGUUAUCUUUGUGAACACACGGCGCAAGGUUGACUGGCUGACUGACAAGAUGAGGAGUCGUGAUCACACAGUUUCUGCCACUCAUGGAGACAUGGACCAGAACACUCGUGACAUCAUCAUGCGGGAAUUCCGUUCUGGCUCCUCUCGAGUUCUGAUCACCACUGAUCUCCUGGCUCGUGGUAUUGAUGUGCAGCAAGUCUCCCUUGUCAUAAACUAUGAUCUGCCAACUCAACCAGAAAACUACCUUCACCGUAUUGGACGUAGUGGACGAUUUGGAAGAAAAGGUGUUGCCAUAAACUUUGUGACAAAGGAUGAUGAGAGAAUGCUGUUCGAUAUCCAAAAAUUCUACAACGUGGUCGUUGAAGAGCUGCCAUCAAACGUUGCUGAUCUCCUUUGAUGAGAUUACUUUUUGUUUUAUGAGGUUGGUUAAGGCAAAGGAGUUUUCGCAUUUAGCCAGCACUGUUCUACAUUUUUCGUUUGUUAUUUUCUUUUUCUUUUUCACCUAGCUGUCUUUUUAAGUUAAAAUGUUGUUGUUAAAACUUGUCUGACCAUUUACUGAUGGGUUUCUGCACUUUGCAACAUAAAGACUGUUAAGUGUCCCCAUCCCCUUGUUGAUGGUGGGUUUAUGUUAUUGCAGGUUUUGAUGCUGCUUUAGAUUUCUGCUU
Messenger RNA from Rubroshorea leprosula, 1687 nucleotides. Lineage: Eukaryota; Viridiplantae; Streptophyta; Magnoliopsida; Malvales; Dipterocarpaceae. The record is from the annotation of a GenBank genome assembly.